AUGAUAGAAAUUCCACAUUCAGAAAAUAAGCAAAUACCAUUAUGGAUCUUCAAGAGUCUUCAAGUAUUGGAACUAUUCAAGAUGCUUCGCGAGGAAGUUAACUCUUUUGAUGGCCAAUUAAGUUUAACGUCAAAACCAAAAGGUAAUGACAAUAAAAUUUUAGAUGAUUUUAUUGAACAAUGCUUUGAUAAUGCCUCAAAUGACAUUAACUCUCCGUUAUCUUCGUUCUUAGAGCAAAUAGAUUAAGAUCACUAUACUACAAAGAGAGGCAACGGAUGCUCUUUUUAAAAUGGUCUUAAAGUUUUUAAGUGUAAGGAAUGUUAAGCAGAUUUCUCUACCCCAUAAAAGUUAGGAACCCACACCUCGAAAAUGCACCUUAGUGUUGAAAGAAAAAAGAAAUAGAUCAAAAAAAUUUGA
Paramecium tetraurelia is the source of this 417-nucleotide messenger RNA. RefSeq lists its product as uncharacterized. Lineage: Eukaryota; Ciliophora; Oligohymenophorea; Peniculida; Parameciidae. The transcript has a single exon. The record is from RefSeq and is a predicted model, not a curated record.